Messenger RNA from Fusarium oxysporum Fo47, 2482 nucleotides. RefSeq lists its product as uncharacterized. The record is from RefSeq and is a predicted model, not a curated record. Bases 1 to 2094 code for a protein of 697 amino acids. The transcript has 2 exons. NCBI's taxonomy places the organism in Eukaryota, Fungi, Ascomycota, Sordariomycetes, Hypocreales, Nectriaceae.
AUGGCGGCCACUUACAAGCAGUUCCUUGCUGCGCCCAGCUCGUCUCUGCUGGCCGAUACGGCUGCACUGCACUACGUUACCACGACUACGACUUUUUCUGGUCCUACUGAGAUCAUCAAACAUCUGAAUGCGCUUCAGAAGCAGGUCGCAAAGAAGAAGGAGGAAGUGUUCAAUAUUGUUGAUGGGCAAAACGUCAUUGCCUUAGAAGUUGACACAGGUCUCGGCUUUCAAACUGGAGGCGGUCCUUAUCUCCCUGGCCUUGAUGACAAUUUUUUGUCUGCCCGUGAUGUUUACCUCCCCAUUACUCACUUUGUGACCUUCGAUGAAGCUGGCAAAAUUCUUCAGAUUCGACUCCAAUGGGACCAGGGCUCGCUUCUCAAGCAAGUUGAAGUGAUUGGAAAGUCUGGCCGCAACUGGCCCAUUAGAGAUAGCCGAGAGCAGAUCGCAUUUAUCCAGUCUUGCAUCAGAACGGCUGGCACUGGUGCCCCUGUCGCCCCCAGCCACAACGAGACCGUUGCGCGAAACCGAACUAAUUCCACUAAUGCCCUCCGCGACCCCCAUGCAUCCUUGAGGCUGUUUGGUCCUCGAGAUGAAAUUGAAGGGGAGCCCGCCAGUGUUGUAUCCCCUUACGCUGGUACUAGCCGCCCUCGACAGCGGUCUUUCACCGAGAUUUUGGGUGACGAACCCACUUCACCCAGCUCUGGCCGUCGAAAUAUGUCGCCUUCGAAGCGUGGCCAGGGUAAGAACUUCCAGCCUUCGCGAAUUUUCGAUGGUCAAGAGCAUGUCGAGCAACCGGAGGAGCAGCCUCAGCCCAAGAACAAGCGAUAUAUCCGCCCUAACCCAAAGAAGUUCUCUCAUUUCGACUUUGCCGAUGGCAGUGACCCCCAGGACGCCCCCCAGCCGGGCCAAUCCUUUGAUGAAAGACCAAAGUCUAAGCACGACAGCCAAUGGUCUUUCCAGGAUUUCGUGACGCCACAGAAAGUGAAGCCCUCCAGAACUAUGCGCACCCAGGAUGUUCGCCAUUGGGACACUGACAAGGAUGUUGUGGAUGAGACACCAGGCCACCCGGCUGCCAAGCCUAGACGCGAUGCCGACGCACACUUCGAGCUACUUGACGACGGUGAGAGAGUGCCCCAGCAACCGCGCCCCGGUUCCCAUCCCCCGGGCUAUGCUCAUAACGAGGGCCUAGGGCUUUAUAAGAAUCAAUUGUUUGACAAGGAGGACGUAGGACAAAACGAACGCGCUUUAGGCAACAUCACCAACGUGAAAGACCGUGGAAAAGAUUUUGACCACCACUUCGAUAUCAGUGACGAGUCACCAGCCCACCCCCAAGAUCGCGUCCCUGAAGGCCACCAGAAAGCUGUCCAAAUGAUGCAACACAACUGGGACACAUACGACAGGUCUCCUGCCGCUCAGAAGGAAAACCGACCAAUCGAGAACACCGAUAGCCACAAGAUCAACAUCGCCGGUGAUGGUAUGGGAGGGCGAAAGGGCACCAACCGGGACUGGCUCUAUGGAGAGACUCAAGAUGUCCCUCAGUCGAUUCCCACCCGCAAGCAACCCAAUGUUGUUGCUUCGGGCGUUCCCUUGACCAAGAGUGCCAAGAUUCACAUUGCAGGCGACGGCAUGGGCGGCAAGAAGGGUACUGAGCGAGACUGGCUCUACAAUGAGACUAGCGAGACAGCUGAUGACUCAAAGACCACCAAACCGAUCCCUACAAGAACACCAGGAUCCAACGCCGCACCUGCUAGUGAAAUCAAGGAGAAUACCGACAAGCACAAGAUCAACAUUGCAGGUGAUGGUAUGGGCGGUAAGAAGGGUACCGAGCGUGACUGGCUCUACAAUGAGACGAGCGAGACAUCUGGCGGUCAAGCAACAGCCACCAAAUCGAUCCCUACCCGAACACCAGGAUCUAGCACCGCGCCCACCAACGAAGUCAGAGAGAACACAGAUAAGCACAAGAUCAACAUUGCAGGCGAUGGCAUGGGUGGUCGAAAGGGUACCAACCGAGACUGGCUCUACGGUGAACUGGACGAGCAGCCUCUUCCCACACGGCAGAACGCAUCCUCCAAGAAGGACUUCUGGGACUUUUAGAGAAGAGUGCUUUGCUAGGGAGAACACUCGGACUUAAAUAGAUCUCAAUGUGCGUCCUGUUAUAUUGCUACAGUCUUCAGUUAUGUUGUGUGCACAUCUGCAUGCAAACGCACGAGUUAUGAUUCAUGAGGGUUCAUCAGCAUUACUUUCCGCCUUGGAAACCCCGCUUGAAAAAGCAUCAUAGCCCUCGGGUCCUCCUUCGUCUUUUAUCUUUUUUUGCCUUUAUCUUGCUCUUUCUUAUUUGCUUAUUUUACGGCCUCGCUUACGUAGUAGGCUGCUGAAGACAAAUUAUUUGGCAGGAAGCGGACGAUCAGCCUAGUUGAUAUGCGGGCAUGUUCUCAAGACGACGUAUUAACAUAGGGGGGACUCGAAUUAGAUACCAUUGCUA